AUGGAAGCCAACGUGCCAACGAUUAAGGUCGUGGAAAAAGGUGCUAUGGUGGCUCGAUUGGGAAAGUGCACCGAUGGCCGACGAUGUGCCGCGGCGAUAGCCGUCUGUCUUACGACACGGCAAGACGACGGCGGUGGCGACGGCCGCUACGAUGACACGGUGACAGCGGGUAAGCAAGGAGGAACGGACGAACAGCACGACAGGGCGAAGGCGAACUCCCUCCGUCACGUCCGCACUCCGGCGCGGCGGCGCGGCAGCGGCAUCGGCAUCGGCAUCGGAGGCGGCGGCGGCGGCGGCAGCGGCGACGUCGACGACGACGACAAAAUAGAAAUAGAAAUGUCAUUGCUUGUUGAGCAGUCACCACCGCGAGGCGAGGCGAUUCAGGUCGGUGCGGUGCUGAUAUCAUUAUAA
This is a messenger RNA of Soboliphyme baturini, 411 nucleotides long. The record is from the annotation of a GenBank genome assembly. NCBI's taxonomy places the organism in Eukaryota, Metazoa, Nematoda, Enoplea, Dioctophymatida, Soboliphymatidae.